CAGACUCCCAGCAGAACCUGCUCCCACACACAGGAAAAUGAUGCUGAUUGGUGCCCUGUGUAUUGCGGCAUUCAUGGCACUCGCAGUUGAGUCGGCGGAUCCCCCGUUUUCCUCAAUAUCGACUGAUAAUGUCACCGUCACUCAGAUCAUUAUUAAUGCCCACAAUAACUACAGGAGAAAUGCCUCUCCCUCUGCACGGAACAUGCUGAAAAUGGUGUGGAACAAAGAUGCGGCCAUAAAUGCAGCCAGUUGGGCAGCGACGUGCAGCGAGUCCCAUAGCCCCUCAGAUAAACGCACCAUUCCUGGCUUUGGCUGUGGGGAAAACCUGUACAUGGCUUCCUAUCCAGCCUCUUGGGAGGAGGCAGUUAAAGGGUGGUACAGCGAAUAUAAUGACUUUCAGUAUGGAGUGGGGCCUAAAUCCCCCGGUCUGGUUACGGGACAUUAUACCCAGGUCAUGUGGUACAAUUCAUACAUGGUGGGAUGCAGCGUCUCCUACUGCCCUAAAAGCCCUUACAAAUACUUCUAUGUUUGCCAGUACUGCCCAGCGGGAAACCUUGACAGCACAAUGAGCACCCCGUAUAAAACUGGCCCAAAGUGCGCAGACUGUCCGACAGCCUGUGAUAAUGGCCUUUGCACCAAUUACUGUCCCUAUCAAGAUUUAUAUUCCAAUUGCAAGACUUACGCUUCUUAUUGCAAUACUUUUCCUACAAUAAGGGACGGCUGCAAGGCUACCUGUCUCUGCACCAAUCAGAUCAUCUGAUUUCAGCCCUGUGGCUGGGGCUUGGAUUGGGACUGAACACAACGGAAAUAAUUCAAAUAAUGAUAUAAUUAAAGACCAUUUUUUUCUUGUCACAAUUGGUGUACUUUAUAAAAAUGUAUGUAAUAGAACGUCAGCUCUUAUACACAGAUAUAUAUAUGGUUGUGUUUUAUUUAUACUUUAUUUAUUGUGUUUUGGGUGCACAAAACAAACAGCCAAUAGCAGACAAUGGUCUUGCCCUGCAACAUUCUCACGUCUGUCAGCCCCAAACCAGCUAUGUUACUAUUUUAGCCCUUGCACUUGGGCUUGCAUUCCUAAAUAAGCCUUUUGAACUCAAAAACUAAACAAAAACUUUUUUUUAUUAUUAUUAGUCAACAAGCAGCCUAAAAUGCACAUAUAGUGCUGACUAAGGUAGAAGAAAUGAAGGAGCUUAGCGGUGUGGGGUUGGCCCCUUGGGACUUGGAGCAGGGGCCAGUGGGGCUCAGUCAAAAUUAUAGUUAUCGGACCCCUUAUCCGGAAAGAAAUUAUCCAGAAAGUUCUGAAUUACGGAAUGGCCAUAUCCCAUAUACUCCAUUUUAAUGAAAUAAUGCACAUUUUUCUCUGUAAUAAUAAAACAGUACCUGUACUUGAUCCCAA
Messenger RNA from Xenopus tropicalis (tropical clawed frog), 1393 nucleotides. It is a transcript of the gene crisp1.3, whose product is annotated as cysteine-rich secretory protein 1 gene 3. Lineage: Eukaryota; Metazoa; Chordata; Amphibia; Anura; Pipidae. The record is from RefSeq and is marked provisional. Gene Ontology annotation, cellular component: extracellular region.